Messenger RNA from Brenthis ino (lesser marbled fritillary), 243 nucleotides. NCBI's taxonomy places the organism in Eukaryota, Metazoa, Arthropoda, Insecta, Lepidoptera, Nymphalidae. The record is from the annotation of a GenBank genome assembly.
AUGCCAAAUGCAAUUAAAUUAACUUUGUACGAGAAUGAUAAAAUUUUUGAUACAAUCGAAAAUGUGACUUCUACAGAUACACCUAAUCUAAUAAAAUCUAUAGAAGAGUUUCGGUUGAAAGUUAACGAAACAUUGAGUAAAAUAAUCGAGGAUGAUGGACAAUUUGAUGACUAUGUUGAAGAUGAUAUUAGCAGUGAAGAAGAUCAGUCAACCAGUUGUGUAACUCCGAAAAAAAGAAAAAAG